Callorhinus ursinus (northern fur seal) is the source of this 1101-nucleotide messenger RNA. It is a transcript of the gene CD7, whose product is annotated as CD7 molecule. The record is from RefSeq and is a predicted model, not a curated record. Gene Ontology annotation, molecular function: signaling receptor activity. NCBI's taxonomy places the organism in Eukaryota, Metazoa, Chordata, Mammalia, Carnivora, Otariidae. Gene Ontology annotation, cellular component: membrane. Gene Ontology annotation, biological process: adaptive immune response.
GUGCUGCAGACAGGAAGAGUUUCAGCCAGCCGUGAGAGGGGGCCCUGCUUUUCCCUUGUCGCUGCGUCUGUGGUGGGCAGGGUGGUGGUGAGCAUGGCCCCAGAGCUCCCAUGGCUCCCUGUGCACCUCAUACUCGCCUGUAUCCUGCUCAGGGCUCUGGCCACCCAAGAGGUGCGGCAGUUCCCCCCCUACACGAUUGUCCCCGAGGGGGGCUCCAUCAGCAUCACCUGCUCCACGAGCGGGCCCCUGUCCGGGGUCUUCCUGGGGCAAAGGUGGCCGAAGCCCACCGGUGUGAUUUACUAUGAAGACAAGAAGCCGCCCACUGUAGAUGAGCGCUUCCGAGGUCGCGUUGCCUUCUCCGGGCUGCAGCACAACCUGACCAUCACCCUGAGCCACCUGCAGAUGUCUGACACUGGAGCUUAUGCCUGCCAGGCGGUCAUGGAUGACAUGGUCUGGGGCCCUGACACCUUGGUGGUGGUGACAGACAAAGUGUCCCAGGAAGCAGACACGUGCCAGAAGGCUCAGCUGAUCUCUGCCUUCCCUGUGGUCCUGGCGAUGAGCUGCUUCUUCCUUGGGCUGGGGAUAGGGGCAGUGUGUGUGCUGAGGAAGAAACAGGUCAAGAAACUGUGCUGCGUGGAGGAUAAGAGCUCAGCAUGUAUAGUGUACGAGGACAUGUCCUAUAAAGGCCCAAACAGGAUGUCCACCCCCAACGAGUACCAGUGAGCCCGGCAGGGCCCCCCCAGGCCUCCCUCUGCCCACGCGCAGCUCAAAGAGGACCGCCUGACCCAGUGAGGUCACACAGGCGGCUCCCUGCGGUCAUCAGGCUCCUGGUGUCCCGGCACCUCCUCCAGGAAGCCUUCCUUGCCCACCUCCUGCCUUCCAGGCUGCCCUCCCUGGGCCCACCAGGGAGGAAGUUUCUGUGUCCGGAUGCUUGCUGCCCUUCCCCUCACACAGCAGGAGGGGCUUCUCUCUGGAUGGACUCAUGGAGGGCACCAGGGACCUGCCACUGGGACCCAGGGCCUGGUGGAGGGACAAGAGGGAGGGGGGGAAGCCCAGUCCCUAACCCAGGCUUGCCAGAAAUAAAGUGCUUCUCUUCUCCCC